AUGAAAAAAGCAUCUACUCAGCCCGGUGUAACAUCGACUCCAAGAUCAAGGUACGGGCUUCACAUAACUUUGAUCCAAGGUUACUACCACACUUGUUCCACAUCCCGCCAUCAUGACGAUGCGUAUAGUACAGGCAAUAAUGACUUAAAUGUGAUACUUGCUAAUGGAUCAAUGUUUGCUGUUGUCAUUCAAACAGGGCAGUCAGUCGUUGCUUCUAUUGCCUUGUCGUUGCCUGCCCAGGUGCAAAAUGGCAGUGAAAAAAAAGAAAGUUUUCCGAAGAUUACGUGAAGCGUGGAUUUACCUUCAUAGAAAAAGACGAGUUACAAUUGCCUCAGUGUGUGAUAUUUAUGAAAGUUUUAAGUAAUUAUAGUAUGAGGCCCAAUCGCCUUGAAAGGCAUUUGAAGCAACAAAAUCCUACUCUAGUUUUGAAGACGAAAGAGUUUUUUUCUUCUAAAGCAGAAUCAAUCAAGCGAAUGAGACUGGAUAAGUCGGGAAGUUAUCACGCAGGUGUAUCGCAGCAUCUCAAAGCUUCAUUUCAAAUAGCUUUUAUGAUAGCAAAGCAAAAGAAACCUCAUACUAUCGGUGAAGAAUUAAUAAAACCAUGUGUUCUAAAAGCCAUGCAGAGGAGAAGAUACAGAACAAAAACUUAAGUCUAUUUCUCUUUCGAAUAACACAGUCAAGCAUAGAAUGGAUGACACUGUAGCAGACAUAAAGUCACAAAUAACUAACAAAGUAAAAUCAUCGCCAUUUUUUGCCAUUGGUUGCGACG
Messenger RNA from Acanthoscelides obtectus, 769 nucleotides. Lineage: Eukaryota; Metazoa; Arthropoda; Insecta; Coleoptera; Chrysomelidae. The record is from the annotation of a GenBank genome assembly.